UGUUUUUAUAUCAGCUGUGAAAUUAAAUUACCGCGCGAAAUAAGCAAAUCAAAGCAGAAAUGUCACAGUUGGGGUGUCCUCUUGGUGCCAGAAUCAUAGUAGGUUACAUUUUACCCGAAAAGAAGGUUAAUAAGGCCGAAAAUGAAGAUUCUGAUUGGGAAGAUGACGACGAGGAGGAAGAAGCACAGCCGGAGUUUCUGGAUAUGAAAGAGAUGGACAGCGUAAGUUCUGGAGGACAUAUGUUUGAUUCCUCCGUACCGUCCCGAAACGAAGUUGAUUUCCUGGACAUUGCGUCUGGUAAGAGAUGGAGAGUAAUGGGCCGGUUCAGUCUGAAGGACCCAUGGUGGGAGGCUACCUGCACAGCUCACGCAGCCAGGGGCAAGCUGGUGCUGCGGGGCUACCCUGCCUACCGCCUUCGCUCAGACCUCCAGGUGGACCAGGGUCGCUCCAUCCUGUCUCUGUUCCUCACAGCCUGUGGCGUCAAUGCACAGUUUGUCACCCCGUUCUUUGAUUGGCUGCCGAUAGGAAGGAAGGUGGAGUUUGCUAACUUGCAGGAAGUUCUGUCUGAGUUUGAGGAAGGAGAGCAGCACAGAGCUUUGGCACAGCAGAUUAAAGCCUUGGUCUCUGUUUCAGUUGCAGGGAUGCGCGUCACGGCUGCCUCUCUGUACCCCAAUGUGAUGAGAUACCUGCCUACCCUACUGCCAGGGCGCUUCACAGAGCUACUGGGCCGGGGAAAGAAAAGCCAGAAACGUCCUGCUGCACAGGGUGCUACACAUGUCACACAGAUAGAGGAGGAAGAGGAGGAUCUCAGCUUGCUGGCCAAAAUAGAGGAGAUUAUCAAGACUGACGUCUGGAAGCUGGGCUUUAACUAUGUGAUGUCCGACAGCUGCCCAGUAUCCAGCCAGGAAACACCUUGUAUGACCUGUUCCACAGUCUGGGCCGAGCCCACUGGGCCAUCGAGAUGAGGACCAAUCACAGAGCUGAGUCUCAACUCAUCGUCAACAACGCAGGACAAAUCGCAGAGAUGGGAUUGACUCAUAGUUUCCGACCGCUCCACUACGACGCCAUCUUGGAUCUGAAUGGGAGUUACACCAUGCCCUCUGAAGACAAGAGGUUCAUCCUCAUCCUGCUGCCCAACACCAGCGAGGACUCUAACUAUGACCUCCAGAUGGCCAUCCAACUGUUAUUGAAAGCUGCUCCAGGACUGAAGAAUGAUGCCACGUCACAGUUCAUUGCCUUCAGAAGGUAAGA
Molecule: messenger RNA, 1251 nt
Organism: Salvelinus namaycush (lake trout)
Lineage: Eukaryota; Metazoa; Chordata; Actinopteri; Salmoniformes; Salmonidae
Gene: helb
Product: helicase (DNA) B
Exons: 6
Coding region: 60-965 (301 amino acids)
Source: RefSeq, a predicted model, not a curated record